UGGAAGUAGAUAAAGAGCCAUGGAAGUAUGGUUCAUUUAAGGGAGAGGCCAGAGAAGUGGGAGGAAAACCAGGACAGUAUUAAUCUCUGAAGCCAAAGGAAGAGAGCAUUGCAAGGAGGGAGUGAUGGUGAAUAGUGGAAUGCACAGAGUGGCCUAAGUGUCCUGGAUUUUCACUUUAGACUGGGUGGUAUGGUGAAAAGAGUAUGAACUUUAAGUCCUGGCCAGUGGCUUCAAUUCCUGUGACAUAGGACACAUUUGUAACUUCUGUGAGCUCCAGUUUAAUCUGUAAAACGAGUUUAAAAUACCUAGCUCAUAAGAUGCUAUGAGAUUUUGAGGUGCUGUCUAUAGAUGCCUUGCCCAGUGCUACUCUGGGAGUAGAGUUGAGGGUGGAUUGGCAUAGUUGAGAUUGGAGACUGCUGCAGAGGUCAUUAGGAUGGAUCAGUGGAGGCCAGACUGGGAAGACUGAGGGCUUGGUCAGUGGGACUUGGUCAUGAAGCAGCAGGCAUGGUGAGUUUUAUGUGUCUCUGAGGUUUCCAACCUGGAUUCCUGGAGUAUCCCAGUGUGGACUGGAGAAGAGGCAAGUGCAUGAAGAACUGUUGACCAGGUUUCUAUUUUGGACAUGUUGAAUUUGAGAUGCCUGUGGGCCAUUUAAGGGAAAACAAGGAGACAUUAGCAGAGUCCGGGGAGAGGCUGACCUGGGCUGGUGAUGUGGGCGUAACCAGCAUGUGUGUGAAGCCUGGGUAUGGGUGAAGUUACUCUGAAAGGAGAUAAGAGGAGCAGUCCUAUGUGAAGGGCAGGCCAAGGAGGAGAAGGAGAGAGAAACCAGAAACUGCGAGGAGAGGCACUCAGCCAUAUGGCAUGUACCAGAGAGGCCAAGUAAGAUAAGGACAGAGACAGGAAUGGGGUCCUGGGGUACAGCAGGUGCUUGGUGAGCCCUCAGAGGCUGUGUUAGUGGAGGAGAUUUAGCUGGAUAGCAAACCGGGUGGAGGGACUGGCACAGAGCAAGUGGAGAUGGUGUAGCAUCAGGCUGGAAAGAUGGACGCUUUGGAGCCUGUUGCCUGGCAGAAGAGGAGAUGCCAGUGGGAGCGAGAGGCCCAGUGUGUGAAGAAACGGGGCUCAUUAAUGCCACAAAGUCUUGGAAAAGACUAGAAACACAGAACUCAUAGGAAUAUUGGUUGGCAGAACAGCAGGGCACCUCUUGGGGAGCAGGAGUCGAUGUGGAUACAGACUUGCUGAAAUAUGCACACCUUACUUGGUUCUACCUGUUGUCUUAUCAGACUACCCUUUGGUACUUCAGAAGUUAUUGGAUCGUGGUUGUAAACUCCGGUUUUUAGUGACCUGACUUAGUUCCCCCCACCCUCUGCCUCCAACAGUCUUAUGAGGAAUUCCAGUUAUAACUGGCUCCUUUGGUGGAAUUUGAGAUGCACUCUCUUCUCUGUUAAGCAAAUGCCUCAGAUUACAAACAUUUCAGUUUCAGCCUACAGUGUCCUCAACAACAUUCCAGUAUUUUAAAUUUCUGGCUAUACUUUUCCCUUCUCCAAGAUAUGAAGAAAACAUGAAGCACCACCAGUUACAUCCAGUGAUCAAGGCUUUCCUGUGUGGCUCCAUCAGUGGGACCUGCUCUACCCUCCUUUUCCAACCUCUGGAUCUCCUUAAAACACGCCUGCAAACCCUGCAGCCCUCAGAUCAUGGGUCUAGACGUGUUGGGAUGUUGGCUGUACUCUUGAAGGUGGUUCGCACGGAGAGUCUUUUGGGCCUUUGGAGAGGGAUGUCCCCUUCCAUUGUGAGAUGUGUCCCUGGCGUUGGAAUCUACUUUGGCACCCUCUACUCUUUGAAGCAGUAUUUCUUGCGAGGCCAUCCCCCAACCGCCCUGGAGUCGAUCAUGCUGGGGGUGGGCUCUCGCUCUGUUGCAGGGGUCUGUAUGUCACCUAUCACGGUAAUCAAGACGCGCUAUGAGAGUGGGAAAUAUGGCUAUGAGAGUAUCUACGCUGCCCUGAGGAGCAUCUAUCGCAGCGAGGGGCACCGGGGCCUCUUCAGUGGCCUGACAGCAACUCUCCUUCGAGAUGCGCCCUUUUCAGGAAUCUACCUGAUGUUUUACAACCAGACCAAAAACAUAGUGCCCCAUGACCAGGUGGAUGCAACCCUUAUUCCUAUUACAAAUUUCAGCUGUGGGAUAUUUGCUGGUAUUCUGGCCUCACUGGUAACUCAACCUGCAGAUGUUAUCAAAACUCAUAUGCAGCUUUACCCACUGAAGUUUCAAUGGAUUGGUCAAGCAGUGACACUUAUUUUCAAAGACUAUGGACUACGUGGCUUCUUCCAAGGUGGCAUCCCCCGAGCCCUCCGCAGAACUCUAAUGGCAGCAAUGGCGUGGACGGUGUAUGAAGAGAUGAUGGCCAAGAUGGGCCUGAAGUCCUGACCAAGAGAGGACUGGGAAAGGGUGAAAUCUAUUGCCCUGCUUGGUUUCUGCCAAGGGCUGCUGCUGCUGCUUACUAUUCUGCAGUAAGAUGAAGUCCUACCUGGAAAGCCAGGCAGAAAUUGUGUUGCCUUUGCCUUCGGUAAUCCCUUUAAGGAGAAAAUAUAUGAACCUGAUUUGAGCCUUCAGAAUCUCCAAAAGAGGAGUCACCAAUAUAUAGAGCACACUGGGGUGUUAGGAGAGAGCUUUGCAUACCCUGAGAGGCUACUUGGAAAGGCAUUUUCCCAGGAGAGCUCUGGCAGGUGGCUGCGCUUCAGCCCUGCACCUACACCACAGUGUGUCCUUGGGUAUGUUCUUGGGCAAGGAAUCGCAAAGCCAGAGAAGCUGUAAGCUGCCUGCCAGGCCUGAGGAGCUCCAGCCAGGGAAGAUUGGAUGUGAGGAGAGGAGUCACUGUCACCAGGUCACAGAAUGACUGAGGUGAUGGUAGGAUGAGAGGAACAGAUGCCCUUCUUUAAUUGGUUCUUAAUCAACUUCUCAGAGGCUCUGGAGAACGGGACAGUGGCUUUCUAGCCUCUGAAUGUCCAAAUAAAAUUUUUUGGUCUUGGCCCCUGUACUGUUUUACCUCUAAAUUCUGGCAUUUUUUUUUUCCUGCAAUUAAAGUGUUUUACUUGAUUUAUUGAACUUUAUCAUUGAAAGCUGUUUGGAAAACCUAAAA
Molecule: messenger RNA, 3128 nt
Organism: Rhinopithecus roxellana (golden snub-nosed monkey)
Lineage: Eukaryota; Metazoa; Chordata; Mammalia; Primates; Cercopithecidae
Gene: SLC25A38
Product: solute carrier family 25 member 38
Exons: 8
Coding region: 1556-2416 (286 amino acids)
Biological process (GO): glycine import into mitochondrion
Cellular component (GO): mitochondrial inner membrane; mitochondrion
Molecular function (GO): glycine transmembrane transporter activity
Source: RefSeq, a predicted model, not a curated record